AUGGCCGAACAACACGUCUUCUUGGACGGAAUCAAUUACUACACCCUGCUCGAGCAGCCUCCACCGGGCAUCCAGCGGAAGAAUGAAACCAUCCUCCUCGUCCAUGCUCUGAUGUCCAACCUCCACAUGUGGGACCACACCGUCCAAACCCUCCUCCGAGAAGGCUAUACAACCCUCCGGUUUGACCAUGUCGGCCACAACAAAACCCCACCUCCCCGCGAGACCGAGCAAAACUUCUCCCUCCAUCUCGACGACAUCACGAGGCACAUGCACUCCCUGGUCCUCCAAACUACAGGUCGGCAAGAUUUGAAAGCAGUGGUAGGAUGCAGCAUCGGCGGUGUCCUCGCCCUCCGCUACGCCAUGCUCUACCCCCGAAAUGUAGCAAAAGUCAUCUCGAUUGCCGCGCCGGGCAUCGUGUGCCUGGAAGCGGCCAAGCCCCUCUGGACGCAACGCAUCGCACAAUUCCGUCAAGACCUCCGCACGGGCGAGGCUACACUGGCCGAAGCGACGGUGAACCGGUGGUUCCCCCACCACCUUCCUUCAGACGACGCCGUCCGCGCCGAAGCUCUGCAACAAGUCCAAACGUGUUCCCUGGAAGGGUAUGGGCUCCUCGCGGACGCCAUCCGGAAUUACGAUUACGCGGACGAGGUGAGGGGUAUCUUGGGGCAGGAGGUGGGCGUUUUGAUCGUCGCGGGCAGUGAGGAUAGUUCUGUCUCGCCCGGGUUGUUGAAGGAUUUGGCGGGUAGGAUUUCGAGGGCGCGGUUUGUGAGGAUGGAAGGCGCGGGACAUUUGCCUCCGAUGCAGCGGGCUGGGGAGUUUGAGGGGGUGGUUCUGAUGCCGUUUUUGGCGGGUUGA
This is a messenger RNA of Lecanosticta acicola, 855 nucleotides long. The record is from the annotation of a GenBank genome assembly. Lineage: Eukaryota; Fungi; Ascomycota; Dothideomycetes; Mycosphaerellales; Mycosphaerellaceae.